Molecule: messenger RNA, 915 nt
Organism: Penicillium coprophilum
Lineage: Eukaryota; Fungi; Ascomycota; Eurotiomycetes; Eurotiales; Aspergillaceae
Product: N-acyl homoserine lactonase family protein
Exons: 1
Coding region: 1-915 (304 amino acids)
Source: RefSeq, a predicted model, not a curated record
AUGGCAUCCAAUUUCAACACCGGUGGAGGUGUCCAGUUGACAUUUCUCACAACGGGAACGGUGCGCAUUAGACCCUCAAUGCGCUCCCAACCAGUGAGCAAGUUUGCGAUCUUUCGACGUCUCCGAUCACUCUUUGACAGGACAUGGACCGAGCCUUUGCCAGUUGGGGUAUUCUUAAUUCGUCACCCUGAAGGUCUCUUCCUCAUGGACACAGGGCAAUCUCCAUGCUGCAACGACGCCGGAUAUUUCCCACGACUCGCUCUAUUCAAUGGCAUCCUCAGUGAAUUUACCAUUGAACGGCAAGAUGGAGUCCUGGAACAACUUCACAAGCUCGGAAUCAAGGCAACAGACCUGAAAGCCGUGAUUCUGAGUCAUCUUCACAAUGACCACGCCGGUGGAUUAGAGGAUUUGGUUGCAGAAGCACCGGAUCUACCAAUCUAUGUCAGCCGUGAGCACUGGAAUGCUUUUGGGGAGCAUCCUCUCUUUGCAAGCAUGGAAGGAGCAACACCAAAUCACUGGCCAAAGGAGUUCUCACCAAAGAUAGUGGACCUACAGGACAGACCACUUGGACCUUGGAAACAGUCAUAUCCUGUGACGGAAGAUGGCAAAAUCGUCAUCGUCGAUACAUCGGGACAUGUUCCCGGACAUAUCAGUCUGGUGAUUUAUGGAGAAGGAGAAGAUGGGCAGGAUCAAGUUACAUACUUCCUCCCUGGAGAUUCAACAUAUGGCCUGGACCUCUUGGACAAGGAACAGCCCGAUGGGAUCAACGAUGACCCUAUGCGUGCUUACCAAACUUUGAAGACUAUCAAGCAAUUUGCCAAGGAGACUGAUGUUGUUGUCCUGCCUAGCCAUGACAUCAACACGCCUCGCUUGCUUGCUGAUCGAGUAGUCUACCGGCCUCGCGAGAAAGAGUGA